Molecule: messenger RNA, 825 nt
Organism: Drosophila nasuta
Lineage: Eukaryota; Metazoa; Arthropoda; Insecta; Diptera; Drosophilidae
Exons: 5
Coding region: 127-612 (161 amino acids)
Source: RefSeq, a predicted model, not a curated record
UUGUUAUUAAAGUGAAAUCUUGCCGAAGGAAGGGCAAUUUUCGCGGAACCUUAAAAAAAAUUAGUCGAAGUCAUUGUGCAAAAGAGUUUUCAAGAAUUUUCAAAUUGUUGCUAAGGAGUCUGUGCAAUGGUUAAUGAUUCUUAUCGCUUACACAGUCGUCAAGUAGUCGGCGGUUUCCCUGACGCAGCAGCGAAUGGUUUACUGGAGGAACAACAGCCACCACCACAAAUGCCCGUUGACGUGGACAUGGAGAAGCAGUUAAAGGGUCAGAGAAUCAUGGACGCUUUGCUGGGCAUUUAUACCACCGAAGAGAAGGGUGUAGAACACCCUGACGCAGCAGCGAAUGGUUUACUGGAGAAACAACCGCUACCACCACAAAUGCCCGUUGACGUGGACAUAGAGAAGCAGUUAAAGGGUCAGAGAAUCAUCGACGCUUUGCUGGGCAUUUAUACCACCAAUGAGAAUGCGGUCGGCGGUUUCCCUGGCGCAGCAGCGAAUAGUUUACUGGAGGAACAACAGCCACCUCCACAAAUGCCCAUUGACGUGGACAUGGAGAAGCAGUUAAAGGGUCAGAGAAUCAUGGACGCUUUGCUGGGCUUUUAUACCACCUAAGAGAAUGCGGAGGAGAUCAAUAAGAACAACUUCAUUGGGCAUUUUGGCCAGUGCCACAGCGAUGCCGCUCUCUGGCGCUGCCAGCCCCGAGCAAUUGCCCACGCCCACAUCCCCACAUUGAUAUCCAAUAUGAGAAUAACCAAACAAAGCACUUGUAAAUAAAAGUAAUUUCAAAUGACCCGCUUUUGUAGAAUCUUAUACCGAUAUCCCCCA